Molecule: messenger RNA, 1059 nt
Organism: Mesorhabditis belari
Lineage: Eukaryota; Metazoa; Nematoda; Chromadorea; Rhabditida; Rhabditidae
Source: the annotation of a GenBank genome assembly
AUGAAAGUGUUCGAGUCGCUGAAUUGCUUUCUUUGCAAGAAACCGUUUGCCCGUAUCGCCAAUCAGCCUCGUUCACCACGGAUCUUGAAUUGCGGAUUGGCCGUAUGUCAUGAAUGCUUUGAGAUGGAAAAGGCUAAAUCGUUGGCGACAAACUUUGUAGCACAUCUAGUUGGGAGUUAUCUAUUUGGUAAUGUGAGAAAACAUCAUUGCAACUACACGUGUUGUUACUCGAAUCCCAACUUUGCAUACUAUUUAAUUGAUAUUCUAUCGCAAGAAGAGUCUCUUGUACUCGCUCCAACAAAAGACGGAUAUGUACUUGAGAAGCCAUUCCAAAUUCCUGAAUGCCCGGUUUGCCAUGACGAAUAUUCAAUCACGGUCGAAGCAAAGAAAUCUAUCAUUCUCGCUUGCAAUCACGCCAUUUGCACGGAAUGCGCUUUGAACUUACGGGAACUGAAUCCGAAUGAAGUCAAUGGAGAGAAUAAGUACAUUAUCACUUGUCCGCUCUGUACAAAGGGAACUGACACAAAGGUUGAUAAGGCGAAAGAUCCAUUUCAAGAUUUCCUGGCUGAGUUGCCCAAAAUGGUCAACCAAUUGGAAUCAAUGAGAGGAGCUCCAACUUGUGCUGAAUGUGACAAAAAGUACAUUGUUGAUGAAAUGCUUCGAUGCGUUGAUUGCAAAACUGAGAUUUGUGCUAUGUGUGUUUUUAGAAAUCAUCGCUCACAUAAGGCCUGUCCUCUUUUGGGAGAAAAGGCUGGUGAAAUGUUCGAGACACUAAAAAGCGAUUCAAGAGAUGCCAUCAACACGUACAAGAAUUUGUUUCCUGAAUUGCACAAAGAGCUUCUAGAUGACAUCAGCAAAUUUGAAACGAGCUUGCUUUUGAAAGAAGAAGCGCUCAAGGAUGCUUCAACUUUUAUCGAUUUAGAGGACAAACACAAGUCAUUUACCACGUUGAAGACACAUUUUGAAAACACCGCUGAGAAAUAUUUGCCUUGUUUGCGCAAAUUCAAUACAGAAAUCAAGGAAAUGAUCGAAACGCUUGACAAGGUUGUUUGUUGUGUU